Daktulosphaira vitifoliae (grape phylloxera) is the source of this 1976-nucleotide messenger RNA. RefSeq lists its product as uncharacterized. The transcript is spliced from 2 exons. NCBI's taxonomy places the organism in Eukaryota, Metazoa, Arthropoda, Insecta, Hemiptera, Phylloxeridae. The record is from RefSeq and is a predicted model, not a curated record. The coding region runs from base 80 to 1756 and encodes 558 amino acids.
ACACAUUUACAUAUAUUCAUUUUAAGUCAUUUUGAGUUUCCAACGAGUUAUUAUUAUUAUCAUCAGUAUUUUACUACUAAUGAAACUUUACUCAUUAAUUUUAGUAUUUAUAGUCAUUUUCAAGAUGAAAACAGGUGAAGGAAUUGAGAGCUUUAGUUAUCGUGAGGACUAUAGAAAUUAUAUAAAAAUUGUGGUCAAUCACAUUCGUUCACGUAUUAGAUCAAAUGAAAUACGAAAUCUAAAAUUGCAACAAGAUUCAAAAAAUACUAUUAGUAUAUUAGAAGCUUUCCAAAAAAACAAGUACAUGCAAAAUACCAGAAGAAACUAUUCUUUUACAGUAAGUGUACUCAAUUUCAAAUACACAGAAAUACUAAAAAAAUUUCUGGAUUACAUAGACAUUAUCCUCAAUAAAUGUAAGCAAUUUAAUGAUAAACAUUUAUUGGAAAAUUUCAUUUAUUGUGUAACAUCACUCGCAGAAGAAGUGAAAAAUUCCAAGACUAUGUUGGAAAACCUCUACAAUGCUAUGAAGUUUAUAAGCUACAUAGAUGUAAGAUUUGUGUUUCAAUCUAUUGUACCAAAUGUUAUAAUUGAUGAAAUAGACUUUUUUCAACAAUAUAUCUUACAAAGAACAUCAGAAACUAGCUCUUUAGAUCUUAACAGCUUACCAAAUCUUAAUGAUUCUGAAACGAAUUUUAAAAAUUUAAAUGAAUUUUAUACAGAAGCAUUAGAAAAAGUAAACAAUCUAUUUCAAAAUAGUAAUAUCAUCGACACUUCUAUAAAAACUGACUUAACAUUUCAACUUAAGGAAUGUUCUAACGGAAACGACUCAUACUUAGUAUAUUUAACAUGUAGUAAACUUAAUUCAUUUUACAACGAAACCAUAGAAAUUUGGUACGAAAAUCUUGGCUUUGAACAAUUUCUCAACCCUAAUACACUUGAAUUUAAACCACCAAAAUAUUCAGAAAUAAUACUAAACGAUGGAAUUAAAGCUUUCAAUAUUCUUCGGCAGGAAAUUGGUUGGAAAAAAAUGAAUCAUAUAAAUAUACUUUAUAAUGGUAAACAACUCGGUGUAGAUCGUAUAAUGAAAGACAAAAUUGAUAACAUAAAUUUUCAAAUAAAAAAAGAGCAUGUAACACAGUUACUAAGAUGUAGGUAUACAGAAAUAAUUAAAAACUAUCAUGUACUAUUGUCUGCUAUAUUGUAUAUAUGCAAUUAUGAUGCUAAGCUUUUCAAAAAUAAUUGUUUGAUUAAAUUAUUUGACUCGUUUAAUAAAUCAAAAAAAAUGUUUGAAGGACUGAAUAAAGCUUUAAAUACCUUAAAAAACUUAUCAAUAUGGAGUGAUAAUAACAACUCUCAUUCAAACUUACAGAAAAUAUUAAAAUGGGUUGAUGAUAUCCUGUGUUUUUUGAAGAACAAUGAAUUUUCUUAUGAUAAAUUUUCUGGUCAACCGGAUUAUUAUAAAAAUGAAGCAUUUGAAAUGCUUUUGAAUACAUUUAUAAAUUUUCGUAACAUCUUUUCUAUUGACUUAAAUAAUGAUAUAUCUAACAUGAACGGGCGUUGUAUUAUGACAAAACCUUUUUAUGAAAAAUUUAAAAUAAUAAAUAAUUUCAAAAUUGUUGCAAGCUCAUUGAAUAAUCCUUCAACCCAAGUUUAUCUUAAUGCAUGUAGUUUUUUUGAAAUUUUUUGUGAAAAUGUUUACACAUUUUGUUAUGAAGGUCUGGGUUUCAGAAAAGUUAACAGACUCAACAGCAAUUAAGAGGGCAGAAUUAUUAAACUUAUUAUUGACUAGAUGAAAUCCUCUUUGCUUUAAUCAUAUAAUUUUGGUUAGGUAUCAACAUAUUGAAAUUAAAAAUUAUAUUUCAUAAAUCUAUUGUUUUAUUAUUGUCAAUUAUUUAUUAUUAUAUUUUAAACAUAAUAUUUAUAAAUCAUCUCUGAAAUAUGUUUUAAUAAAUUUACAGUCUUUACUGGCACACUUA